Molecule: messenger RNA, 492 nt
Organism: Rotaria sp. Silwood2
Lineage: Eukaryota; Metazoa; Rotifera; Eurotatoria; Philodinida; Philodinidae
Source: the annotation of a GenBank genome assembly
AUGGCUUUAUAUUUUCUCGUAUUGCUUCUCUUUUCACUAGCUGUAAAUCAAAUCACUUCAUCUUCUAGUGAAGAAUUAGAGCCGAUUUGUGGUAAAUGUGUUCGUUAUGUCCAAGGCUUUGAUAUCACCGGAGUGACAAAUGAUGUUCAGUACACAUUCCAAUCAAAUAAAAUUGGAAAUCCAUGCGACUGUUACAAGAAGUGCCUUGAAAACUUCCAAACAUGCGCCAAUUGGGUGUGGAAGUUCACGGAUAACUCAACUUGUCGCACUUGCACAUUAUAUUCAAAUUUCAAUCUACCUCCGGGUGUGACAAUUGGCUUUGAUUUGGCUACAUCGGUCAAUAUUGGUGUGAUUGGUGGUGGCUCACCACAGCAAGGUGGUCUUGUUCCUCACUGUCAAUAUUUCGACAAAUUUGGAAAUGCUUAUGGUUAUGACAAAUACUGCUUUUCUGGACCACUCUGGGCUCUUGAUAAUCAACAAUUUCUGUGUUAA